Messenger RNA from Haliotis rubra (blacklip abalone), 897 nucleotides. RefSeq lists its product as uncharacterized. Lineage: Eukaryota; Metazoa; Mollusca; Gastropoda; Lepetellida; Haliotidae. The record is from RefSeq and is a predicted model, not a curated record. Gene Ontology annotation, molecular function: protein binding. The coding region runs from base 1 to 897 and encodes 298 amino acids. Gene Ontology annotation, cellular component: Fanconi anaemia nuclear complex. Gene Ontology annotation, biological process: interstrand cross-link repair. The transcript is spliced from 5 exons.
AUGCCUGACACACCAUCUCCCCCUCUACAGUCCCUGUACAUCUUGGCACAUAGGUGUCUGCAGCUACACAGGUAUGAAGAUGGUUCACAGAGAUACCUGGACUUGUUGGCGGCUCUCUCUGAAGCUUCUCACCUGACACAGGUCGACGAUGUUUCUACCCGUGUGGUAAAUCUACCACAUAUCAGAACAAUCUACAAGGAAACUGCAGAAUGCCUCCUCAAUGCUGAGAAUUACGAAGACUGUAUCAUCGUCUGCGACAAGGCUCUUGAGUCUGUCAGUCUUACCCUCAACAUGUCUGCUACCUCCUUUGGAGCAGACGACAUCAGCAAUCUUCUUGGUCAAGAUGACAGUGAAGAUCUGUCACAAACUAUAGGUACCAAUUCCAGAAAGAGGCCAAGAUCUUACUCCUGUGAACUCGCUCCAGCCAAUCAGAAUGAAGACGACUGGCAAGAUGUUCAACAUCAUAUGACCUUGACAUUGUUUAAAACAGAUGCCUUAAUUGCCUUGAAAGACUAUGAAACUGCAUCAGAUUCAUUACACAGGGCCGUUGAAGCGCUUCUGGAAUGCCGUGGACGAUGGUCGGAGGUUGCGGAAGCUGAUAUCCAGAUGACCUCCGAACCUGUCCCCAAACGACGGAGAACAGUAAAUGAGGAGGAGGUUUUAAUUAAAACAGAUUGUAGUCCCUGCCUUGAGUGGAAGUCCCUUCUAGUGCAAGCUUGUUGCAAGUUCUCCAGCCUCCUGGCAGACCAGGGGAAGACAGCAGACGCCCUUCACUACUCUCGGAUAGCUGUACAGACUCUCCCAGGUACAGCACUAUCCCCACACCACCUAGGUACAGUUGCCACUAUCUCCGACUCUCAGUGGCCACCCCAUGUUAUUCCGUUAAUAAAAUUGUGA